GACGUGGUCGCACCGAUUUCGUGCUACCACCGGUUAAAAAAAAACAAAAAAAAACAAACAAACAAACACUACGAACUAAUAAACAAAUAAACAAAAAAUUACAUAUACACAUAUACAUUUAUAUGUAUAUGUUCAUAUACAAGAAACUAACGAAUAAAUAAAUAAACAAUAACGACAAAUUAUAAAUAACCAUGCAUAGUAAAUGAAAUUAUAUGUACAUACGCAUAAUGAAGACGAUGUAAAUUUAUUAUACAGUAAUUAAUUGAUAAUUUAAAUGAAGAGAUCUGAAGAGUUCAAAAUAAUCGGAUCGCAAUGAAAAUCAACGCCAUAUAAGUGCGUGAAAAAUUAAAAGAGGAGCGAGAACGAACGUCGUUAUCUGAAUAAUCGUUGAGUAUAAUUUUGGGACGACAGUUAUCGCGUGACCAAAGAGGAUUACAUAAACACAUAUAGGUAUACAUGCAUCGGGAUAAUAUUACUGACGCAUAACGUAAUACGUGAAUGAUGAAAAAUUCUUUUUCAUAUUAAUAUUCUUAUGUUUGUUGUUAUUGUUAUUGUUUUGUUUUUAUAAAUUGUGUGGUUACGACAGGCUAUAUUGCAGUUGAUAAAUAAACGUGGAAUAUUUAAUCAAUAUUGUUGUGUGCAGCGCAUAAAAGAAAUAAACAAAUCGAACGUUCGGUAUUCCGCAUAUUCGAAGAACAACAAAAAAAUAGAAGAUGAAUCUCCACUGAAAUAGAUUUUUAUCAAAUGAAGACGAUUACUAUACCGUUUUAAUAUCCUGUUAACCCGAAGUUCAUCGAGAUGAAGUGCAGUUUUUAAAUUUCAUAAUUUGCAUAAAAAUCGGAUGGCAUAUAUUAUAAAUAAUAUCCAUAAAGUGAUAAUCAUCGAAAUGUUUAAACUCUAAAGCUAAUAACUGCAGACGAUUUAUGAAUAUUAAUUUAAUAGAACGACCGCUGUAGUUUAGUGUGUAUUAUUAAAAAUUCAUGUUGUUUUUUUCUGCGGUUAACGUCAAGAUAUUUUAGAAAUCGCAUCGGAAUACGAAGGUGUACAUAAAGAUGAACCAGCAGUGCAAGGUCUGCGGUGAGCCAGCGGCAGGCUUCCAUUUUGGAGCGUUCACCUGCGAGGGUUGCAAGUCGUUUUUCGGCCGGACGUACAACAAUCUCGGGAGCAUAUCCGAGUGUAAAAACGGCGGGGUGUGCGUGAUAAACAAGAAGAAUCGAACGGCCUGCAAGGCAUGUCGGCUGAGAAAAUGCCUGAUGGUCGGUAUGUCGAAAUCCGGAUCACGUUACGGUCGUAGAUCGAAUUGGUUCAAAAUCCACUGUUUACUCCAAGAGCAGUCGAACAGUAAUCAGUCGCAGGGUGGACACGGGGCGGGUCAAUUCGGCGGUGGUUUUUUGCCGGGAUUCUUGCCACCCCAAGGUCAAGGUCAGCACGGUAUAUACGGCAAAGAGUUGAAAGAACGAGCGUCUCCGAGUCAGGAGGACCUAGCGCUACAGUCUCACCUUCUCCACGUCGCUAUGCUGAAACAAGAGCGCGAAAGGGGUAACAAGUCUCCCCAUCCGGACGACAUCGCGCUUCAGAAUCAGUUGAGAUUCCUCGCGUGGCAGAAGGAAAGGGAAAGGGUUGUAGCUGCUAGUCAUCAACAACAGCCACCCGGUACACCGCCGAGGGAUUCGACGCCCCCUUCGUCCUUCAACAACUACGUAAACUCGAAACAUCAACCGACAACGCCGCCUAUAUUCCCGAUAAACUUCGCCCAAAAGGAUAUAAUAGUACCGUCGAGUCCUCCGGAAGUGUUCAGGCCCUUUCUACCAACCUACAAAAGGACGGCGGACACACCGAGCGACAGCGGUGCAUCAUCGGCCGGAGAACAAGACCAGGAUGACAGUAGAAGUAAUUCGGCGUUGAGUAAUUAUUUCAAAACGAGUUCGUCGCCGCCUUUAUCGGAGCGCGAAUUCCCACCUCGUAAAAUAAACGCCACGGUAACCUUGACCACCGGAUAUCCUCACCACGGUUUAGGCCUCGUUUAUCCUCCACCGGGUGGUUUGGUGACGCCGGCGGCGUCCCAACAUUCUCCAAGAGGUGGCGAUUUACUACUAGUAAGUCCGAGUCCCGGUGGUUUAGCCUUGGAACAAGACGAACCGAUAGAUUUAAGCGUUAGAUCUGUUUCGAGAAAUUCAUCCGGCAUACGUCCGACCUGCAGUCAAUCGUCGGCCGAAUCAUCCGCGAGUUGUUCGAGUAGUAACAGUCCGGUAAAAGAUAAUCAAGAUCAACCAUCUAUUCCACCCACUAAAACUAAACCAUUAGACUUAACACUUGGCAUUAAAAGGCCGGCUGAAUUACCACUGUCACUUUAAGCCGGACCACUCUGAGUCCUCAAUAAUAUUGUUAUUUUAUCGAUACUCGUUAUUUGAAAUUUUUCUUUUUCCCCACAUUUUUUCUGUCGACUUUAUCGAAUCAUCGUAGGUGAAAGACUGAUUGCGAACAGGGAAACGAAAUGCUCUUUAUUCCGGAUUCGACCGUAAAGACAACUUUUUUGACCUGAAAGGCGGGACUAAUCUUGAAUCUGAUAUCCUACUAUACUUUUCUCCAGCAUUUUGCGAAUAUAAGUAAAUUUGCGGUAAAAAAAGUGAAUUAGCGGGACGAAAAUUACUUUCACUCCUGCGAAUGCCCGACGAAAAGUAGUCUUUACAGUCGAGUCGGAAAUAAAGGCCUGUAUGCAACGUAGAAAUAGAGCUAAUCAUUCCCUCGGACUUACCGCCCUCCCGAAAAUUCCCUCGAGUGAAUACUCCACCUUCAGGAAUUUUACUCGGGCAGUACAGUUGUCCGCGGUAAUAAACCGCAGCUUUAUUCCCUUGUUGCAUAAUGUACUAUUUACCUACUCUCGAUACGAAAAAAAAAAAAUGAAAAGUUUCAAAAAUGAGUAAUAAUAAUUAUGUGUUCAAUUUGUAAAUAUCGCUGAAUCAUUGUUUAUUUGGUAUAAAUAUGCGAAUGUGUGCGCGUGUGUGUGCUUUCUUUUUUUUCUUAUUUCCUAUUUAUUCUCCCACUAGAUAAAGCUAAUUUUAUACACAUCGUAUAUAUAUGAAUUUAUUUGUAAAAGGAUACCAGACGUAUAUAUUAUAUACUAUAAAUGUAAGAAACGAAUGGAGAUUUGUUAUUGUUGAUAUAAUUAUUAUCAUCGUCAUCAUUAUUAUUAUUAUGCCUAUUAUUAUCAUUAUUAUUAUUAUCAUUAUUAUUGAUAUAAAUAUUAUUUUAAUCCGAAGAAAGUAUAUAUUGUGGAUAUAUCGGCCAGUAGUUGAGUGCCUUAAUAUAUUAUUUCUCAACCCAUAACGUUAGUGAAUGUAUUUAACCUAUUUUUUUUUUUUUUUUUAUUAUUUCUAUUUUAUUUGAAACUAUUAUUAUUAUUAUUAUCAUUAGAUAUGCAAUAGUAAAUUUCACGUAUCUUUUGAACGAAUGUUCUCUUUCUUCUUCUUUAUUAUCGUUCUCAAUAAUAAUGAUAUUAUUAUUCUAUUUAUAUAUGUGAUGAAGUCUAGGCCAGUAGGUGUAUACAUAUAUAUCUAUGUAUAUAUUAUAAUGGAGUUGAAUGAAAAAACUACAUGGUGAAAAUAACAUUGAUUUUGAAGUAGCUGCAACGAAUUUUGUACAUAUAUACAUAUAAUAUAUUGCAGUGUAGGCGGCGUUAUUAUUAUAUUUGAAAUAAAACGAAACAUGAGUAUUUUCCAGAAAUGAAAUUCUCUCAUAUAACUAAGAUAGAACGACGUCGUUUUUGUGCACAGUGCGAGCGAUUUUGAAAUCACAAUUUUCAUCAAAUUCAAUUCAUUUUUCCUCCUAAUUUUCACUCCUCAGAAAUUAAAAAAGCAAAAAAAAGUCAUCUCUAUCCUCGUACGAUCUACUCGCCCAUUAUACUCGUAGUAUCCUAUAGGUAUAUCAUAUGUAAUCAAUGAAAAGCCCCUCACGAUGAUAAGAUAUUCGUCCAUAUGAAUGAAAUAAAAAUUGAAAUAGAAAUAUUUUGUAAAUAUACACACUAGGGAAUUAUAAUAAUGGCGAAGAAAAGAAACAAAACUAGAAAAAUGAAAAAAAAAAAAAAAUCAAAUAAACAAAUCAAUAAAUAAUACAAAAAAAAUAUUGAGUGGCAGGCCAGUACACGUGUAUGCGAUGAAAUAAAUAUUUUUGUUCAAUCAAAAAACAAAAAACAAAAAAAAACUCAUUAUAUAUAAAUAUAAAGCAAAAAGAAUAGAAAAUUG
Athalia rosae (coleseed sawfly) is the source of this 4241-nucleotide messenger RNA. Its product is annotated as zygotic gap protein knirps-like. Lineage: Eukaryota; Metazoa; Arthropoda; Insecta; Hymenoptera; Athaliidae. Bases 1053 to 2354 code for a protein of 433 amino acids. Gene Ontology annotation, biological process: regulation of DNA-templated transcription. Gene Ontology annotation, molecular function: zinc ion binding; sequence-specific DNA binding; DNA-binding transcription factor activity. The transcript has 3 exons. The record is from RefSeq and is a predicted model, not a curated record.